Oncorhynchus masou masou (cherry salmon) is the source of this 1277-nucleotide messenger RNA. Its product is annotated as solute carrier organic anion transporter family member 3A1-like. The record is from RefSeq and is a predicted model, not a curated record. Gene Ontology annotation, biological process: sodium-independent organic anion transport; prostaglandin transport; transmembrane transport. Bases 114 to 629 code for a protein of 171 amino acids. The transcript has 2 exons. NCBI's taxonomy places the organism in Eukaryota, Metazoa, Chordata, Actinopteri, Salmoniformes, Salmonidae. Gene Ontology annotation, cellular component: plasma membrane.
AAAAUCAGAUCUGUACAGAGAGGAGUACCGAAGACCCCGAACACGAUGAUAACCAGAAACAUACUUCAUGUUUUUCUAAUAUCAAAAUAUUUCUAGUAUCGGAAUGUGCGCUGAUGCUGGCGCAGGGGACGGUUGGCGCGUAUCUGGUGAGUGUUCUGACCACCCUGGAGCGUCGCUUCAACCUCCAGUCCGCCGACGUUGGCGUGAUCGCCAGCAGCUUCGAGAUCGGCAACCUGGCCCUCAUCCUAUUUGUCAGCUACUUCGGCGCAAAGGCCCACCGGCCGCGUCUGAUUGGCUGUGGGGGCCUCGUCAUGGCGCUGGGCGCGCUGCUCUCCGCCCUGCCAGAGUUCCUGACCCACCAGUAUGAGUAUGAGGCCGGGGAUGGGUGGCACGCGGAGGACGGGAGGGAUGUGUGUUCCAACAUGACCAGGACUGAGGGCAGAGACUCUGCCUUCCUGUGUGGGAACAAGUCCAACACCAACAUGAUGUACCUGCUGCUGAUAGGGGCCCAGGUACUGCUGGGGAUCGGGGCAACACCUGUACAGCCUCUAGGGGUGUCCUACAUAGACGACCACGUUAAGAGGAAAGACUCCUCUCUGUAUAUAGGUGAGUAUAUCAACCUUAUAUAAUAUACAUAUUAAUAACAGAACAACUGUUACUCGUCUCUGUAUAUGGAGUAGGACCACACACAUUAGGAAGAAAGUAGUGACUCGUCUCUAUACUGUAUAUAGAGGUCAGUUAACUACCACUCCCUGACCACAAUAACCCAAAUCACAAUUCCAGCAGGUUCUCUCUGUAUAUACUGUAGGUGAGUAGGAAUAACUCGGAGCACCUCGCUGAAACCUUCAACCAGCCCGUCAGUUUGAGGGUGAUAAGGGGUUGUGCCAUGCUGUCUGUGAUGCUGCUUUAUGAGCUUGGAGUUGAAUUUGGUUCCCUGAUCAGUGACAAUAUAACCUAUUGCAACAUGACUAACUACUUGUUAGUUUUCCUGUGAUGUGUUUGGAAACGCACACCAUAGGGCAGAGGUAGGUAACUACAUUCAGCCUAGGGCUGAUUCAUGUCAGAGCAGAUGGUUGGGAGAAUGGAACAUAAUUAUAAAAAACACUCUAAAUUGACCACAAUUAAAUUGACCCAAAAAUAGAUUGUAUUUGAAUAUAACAGUAAUUUCAUAGCUUGAUUACAUUGAGACACGAUCAAAUUUCUUUUUUUUGCUGGAUUCCUGGCGGUUUUUAGUCUUUUUGGACCAAUUAUUAUUGAAAUGUUUUUUUUGCAAAAAG